Messenger RNA from Loxodonta africana (African savanna elephant), 3590 nucleotides. It is a transcript of the gene ZNF518B, whose product is annotated as zinc finger protein 518B. The coding region runs from base 334 to 3561 and encodes 1075 amino acids. Gene Ontology annotation, molecular function: DNA-binding transcription factor activity, RNA polymerase II-specific; RNA polymerase II transcription regulatory region sequence-specific DNA binding. The transcript is spliced from 2 exons. Gene Ontology annotation, biological process: regulation of transcription by RNA polymerase II. NCBI's taxonomy places the organism in Eukaryota, Metazoa, Chordata, Mammalia, Proboscidea, Elephantidae. The record is from RefSeq and is a predicted model, not a curated record.
UCGGCGCGCCCCUGCCCGCGGCCUCCCCGCCCCCAGCUUUGAAAGAUGCCUCUCCUCGGAGCUCGCCUACCGGUCGGCGGAGCAGGAAGUGGCGUCAGAAGGCCAUUUUUAAAGCCUCCUGCGGGCCUCGGAGUGUUGCCUGGAAUAUCAGAGAAUUGGAAGAAAUCCUACUCUGGGGCCAUGAACCUACUGUGGCAGUGUAUAAAAAAGGAUAAUUAAGUAUGCUCCCAGAGAGUAGCUUCUUUUCUUCUAAUCCCAAAAUAUGUUGAAGGAUGCCUCUUAAGAAUUUCAUCACGUGAAGUCUUUCUGAAUUUCCAUGGACUCUUUCUAGAAAUGCAGAUAAAGAUGAUGAAGGAUCUUGGACAGCAGUUCUAUACUCCGCAAGUGAAUGACAGACAUAAUUCCUUGACCAUGGCCCCCAAGCAGCCCAGUGCUGAUCGAAUGACUCAACCAGAUGGACAACAAGUUCAAGCCCUUUUGUAUCAAAGCUCAGAGACCGAGGCUGCCGGGAUGACCAUUGCUACAUGUGUGAAAUGCAGAAGUGUUCACAAAGUCCCUCUUCAAGACUUGAGUACUGGACAAAGCCAAAAGGAAGACAGGUACAUCUGUUUCACAUGCAGCCUUGCUGUGCCGCCUCCUCGUUUUCAUUUUGUGAACAGUAACUCCAGUGCUGCUCACGUAGGAAAUAAAAUUGAAGCCAUCUCCAGCUCUGUCAGUAAUAAAUUUAAGGUAAGGAACUUUAAGCCCGGCAAAUACUAUUGUGAUAAAUGCCGAUUUUCCACCAAGGACCCUCUGCAGUAUAAAAAGCACACACUUCAACACGAAGAGAUCAAAUUCAUUUGUUCUCACUGCAGCCACAUUUCAUAUACAAAAGGAGAGUUUCAGAGGCAUUUGGUGAAACACACAGGCAUAUUCCCUUAUCAGUGUGAGUAUUGUGACUAUGGUGCUAUCAGGAAUGAUUAUAUUGUCAAACACAGGAAGAGAGUGCACGAGAAGGCGGGUGCUAAACGGCCACCCAAAGCUGCUGCCAAGUUGGAGCCAAAAAGAACCAGCACAUCCAAACAAAACCCAGAGCUUUUAAAAGCUUCCACCCUGAGUACUGCAUUUCAAAACAAAUUGUCUGAUCAACUUUCAAGAUUCUCCCUCCACGCAAAUAAAGACAAGAUGCAUAAUAUCAUGCUGAUACCAGAAUCAAUGGAGUACCAAAAAGAUGUAGUGUGUAUUCCAAAUAAAAUGCCCCUGUCUGAGCCGACUGACCUCAGUCUGUUUGAGAACAAAAACGUUGAGGUAGAAGUGUUAUCCCCCGCAAAAGAGCCCGUCCAGCCAGGCGUGCCGUUAACAGUUGUAGCACCAGCAGAGCUCGUUGUCCCUGCAAACUGUCUAGCCCAGUUGAUGGAUGUGAAGGUUGUCAAUGGGACACAGCAACUUGUUCUGAAACUGUUUCCUCUGGAAGAAAACAGUUGCCUUGAAGCUGGUGGCGGAGAUGGAGGUAAUUCUGAACGUAGGACGAAAGAGAAGGUUUCAGGUGAACAAGAAAAAACAACGUCUUCAGAGCAAACAAAGCCACUAAUGAUUGAGGGGAAUGUUGGAAAACUUGGAGGCUUUGAUAACCUUCAAUCUUCAGUGCACAAACAACUUAAAAAUGUGAAAUGGGUAAAGUCUUACGAUUUCUUCAUGGCAAAUUCUAGUGUGUACAGCCAGGGAGAAUCCUUUCUAAGCCCGAAUAGAUUCAAGGAUUUGCAGAAAAAACAUAAUUUGUAUCCACCUAGAACUGUACCUUCUUCCCUUGCCUUAAAAGGUCAUUCUCCAUCAUCUGUAGUAAAAACCAAUGUUUUAUGUGGUCUUGGAACUGCAUCAAACCCUUUUCCAUAUAAGACUGCAGCUUCUUUUCCUGACGGUGGACGGAAUUUACACAGCAACUCACAGCCGUUGUUUCCUCUUGCUGUACCACCUGCGGCCAUUUCCUUCUGUGGAGAAAAGGGCUUAUUGCCUGUAAGUGAAAAUAACUUUGAAUCUAGAAGUGAGAUCAGUAUUCCUUUAAAAAUGGUUUCCUCUAAUAGGAAGCUGAAAGACAGCCAGACAGAGGCAGUUUCAAAUAUAGGCCAGGUCUCCUCUCAACAUAAAACUGAAUAUCUGCACAUAAACAUAGCUGGAGACGACAGAAGCAGAUCUCAGCAACCCAGGGAGAAGCCUUUGGAAUUAAAGAAUUCUGAAAGAAAUAGUGACUGUUUUGAUGGCCCGGUCAUCUCAUCAGUAUUUUCUCUGAGCUCUGGAUCUGAAAACGUUCCUGAAGGCAUCAAGUGGAAUAGUUCAACUUCCAAAAUAAAGUCAAUUGAACUGUUACGCAGAAAGAUAGCUCAGUUAAUUGAGUCCUGUGGCAAGCCUUCAAGUUUGGCUGCAAACAGUGCACACCGUCGUUCUGUAGGGCAGGCGUCGAAGGUGACUUCGAAAGCUACCUCUGAAAGUAUUCAAGAAAUUAAUGUAUCAUUCCCUGACUCUGGCUAUUCCACAAGUACUCCCCCAAAAUCUCAGGAUGAUGGUAGUAUUAGUGGACAGCUUAUUCAUGAGCAAAUAUACCCACGGUUUAUAGAUGGCAGUGAUGGGAAGAGUGAAAACAGAAUGACCAGGCAGGCUCAUGUCGCUGCUCCGGUGUUGAUCCCCAAAGGGGCUGUGUUGAGGGUUCUUAAUUCCUCUGAGGAUGCCCACAUUAUAGAGGCUACCUGUGAAGCACCUGUCAGCAUACCUGACAGUGAAACACAGCUAAUAAAACCUGUUCCGUUCUGCCCUAUGAAACAGACUGACUCAGAGAUACCGACAAAUGAAAGUGGGCCAAUAGACAUGUCCCAGAACCUGGAGACAUCUCUCCGGCCUAAGCCAAAAAAAGAGAGUGCUGCCUGUACCACCACCCCUAGGAAAGCUGCCCUCCUGCACGGGCAGCAAGGAAGCAGUGAAUUGAGUAAGCAAGGGAAACAGUUUUCCAGAAAUCUUCCCGUAAAUCGAAAUAAAGUCAAACAAGUAAACUCAUCCAGGAAGAAGAACAAAAUUCAGGCCGAUCCCAGCCGCUAUCUCAAGGAUCCUUCCAUGUUUCAGGUUGCAAGACAGCUUCGACUUAGAGCAGCUAAACCAGACCAGUUGAUCAAAUGCCCCCGUCGGAACCAGCCGGUCAUUGUGUUGAACCACCCCGAUGUGGACUCACCGGAAGUGACCAAUGUGAUGAAGGUCAUAAACAAGUACAAAGGCAAUGUCCUCAAAGUCGUCUUAUCAGAGAGGACCAGGUGCCAGCUGGGCAUCAGAAGGUAUCACAUGCGGCUCACCUACCAGAAUGCAGAGGAAGCCAAUCAUCUAAAAAGGCAAAUGAUGCUGAAAAUGAAACUUAAAAAAGUUCAUAAGAACAACUACCAGGUGGUGGAUUCCCUGCCCGAUGAUGCAUCGCAGUGUAUAUUUAAGUGCUGGUUCUGCGGGCGCCUGUACGAAGACCAGGAAGAGUGGAUGAGUCACGGCCAACGACACUUGAUAGAAGCCACGAGAGAUUGGGAUGUGCUUUCUUCCAAGGGCAAAUAAUAAGUAAAAAAAUUGGUCUUUGAAGCAAA